Diplodia corticola is the source of this 498-nucleotide messenger RNA. Its product is annotated as glyoxal oxidase. Gene Ontology annotation, molecular function: chitin binding. Lineage: Eukaryota; Fungi; Ascomycota; Dothideomycetes; Botryosphaeriales; Botryosphaeriaceae. The record is from RefSeq and is a predicted model, not a curated record. The transcript has a single exon. Bases 1 to 498 code for a protein of 165 amino acids.
AUGCACAGCUUCUGCGGUGGCGAUAAACGCUACUGCUCGGACCCCGGGUGCCAGCCCCUCUUCGGCCUCUGCCACGUCCCCAAUAGCAGCACGCUCGGCAAUCCCGCCUGCAGCUGGUCUUCGCAGGGUACCAGUCCGCGCUGUGACGGCCAGUGCGGCAUCGACCACAACAAUGCGCUGUGCGACGCAUCCGCCGCCGCCAACGCGUUCGAGGAGCUGGGUGUAUUCGGAUAUGGGCCAUGUUGCAGCAAGGCCGGCUUCUGCGGGAACACAAGCGAGCACUGUGAGCAGGAGAUGGGUUGCCAGAGCGGGUGUUGGGGAAGUGAUGACGACGAUGGAGCAGCCUCGACGUCGUCGGCGAAUGGGGCGGCGAAUACAGUGACGGUGACGGCCACGGCAACGGCGAGUGCAACAGGUGCUGCGAGAGUGGCGAGAGGCGUGCCAGAGGUUGUUGUUGUGGUGGGAUUGGGGGUUAUGGGGAUGAUGCUAGAGAUUUAA